AUGCCCGUGGAGGCUAAAGACAGAAUCGCAACUUCUAAUCGCGUGGAGAGUUACAUUCGUACCCCCAGGAUUCCGAUUCCUUUUGAGACAUUUUGCUUCCUUGACAUGCCCAAUCCAGAUUCAAUCCUUGAAAUGUCUCGAAAAAUAUGGCCCGAGGAAGGAAACUCAGACUUCUGUUAUGUUAUCCGCCUUUUCUUUUUACAUUUCACAACUGUGGUUUUAAAGAUAAAUAGACUGUGCACUGUUUUUUUCAUGGAAUUGUCGGAACCCAGUGAAGCGAAAGGUACUUUCAGUUUAUUUCUGUCAGAUCUUGCACAGAAGCUAAUUAAAUUCAUUCUUGCGCGCCUAGAUUAUGAAAAAUCUGUUGGGGAAGAGGUUCUGACUCCUUAUGCAGAUCCAGGUUGCCUGACAAUCCUUCACAAUGAUGAAGGGGAAGGGCUUGAGGUUCUAUCGAAAGAAGGGAAGUGGAUCAACGUCAAGCCAUCACCAAACUCCCUUGUUGUCAACUUAGGGGAAAGCCUCAAGGCAUGGAGCAAUGGUAGAUACAGGAGUGCAGAUCACCGCGUGAUUUGUAAAGGGUGGCAGAAUCGUUUAUCGGUUCCCCUUUUUUAUAGCUUUCCCCGCGAUGCCCAAAUCUUUGCUCCAGAGAUUCUUGUGAAUGAAGAUAAUCCACGACGAUACAAACCUUUUGUCUUCUCUGAAUUGCAGUCUGAAUUGCGCAAAGGUUUCAGAAAUUAUAAAGCAGAUGGAGAACAAGUCAAAGUGGUGGAACGAUUGGCUGGCAUAUAG
Molecule: messenger RNA, 789 nt
Organism: Cryptomeria japonica (Japanese cedar)
Lineage: Eukaryota; Viridiplantae; Streptophyta; Pinopsida; Cupressales; Cupressaceae
Product: probable 2-oxoglutarate-dependent dioxygenase AOP1
Exons: 4
Coding region: 1-789 (262 amino acids)
Molecular function (GO): dioxygenase activity
Source: RefSeq, a predicted model, not a curated record